UUGUCAAUAUUUAUUUUUGUUAAGAAAAGGUUAUGAAACUCCUAACAAUUAUUUUUUCUUUUUUUUACUGAAUAUCACAAAUAGUAAUAUGUCGAUACAGAAAUUUUUCCCUCUCAGAACGAAAUUUUACUGUGGUUGUUUAGGUAUCACAUCUAUUAAAAGGAGUUAUUCUAGUCCCUCUAAUAUAGAAGUAUUGUCAAAUUUGACUGGUAUUUCAUAUAAAGAAGCAAAACAAUACGCCAUAGAAAAUGUACUCCUGGAGGAUACUUAUCUUUUGGAAAAAAAUAUUAAAUUUUGUCAAAAACUUGGAUAUUCAAUUGAAAGGAUUCUCACAAUCAGAAAGUUUCUUGCCAAACAUCCCAACGAACUUCAACAACACUAUUUAUCAAUGGAAGAAGGUGGUUUCUUUCCAAUUUCACCAGAAGUGUUAGCAAACUUCCAGAUAAUUAUGAGGCAUUCGGUGAAACUCUUGAAACGUAAAAAAAUAAUCCAAAAAGAUAUUCAUAUUGUAAAAAAAAUGGUGUCUUAUAUAGAAAAUGAAGAAAUUCGUUCUAGCAUACCUCUAGACUACCGAGAGGAGGACUCCUGGACUAAUAUCCAUCUGAAUGUUGUUCGAGCAUUUUUAAAGAUGAGAAUGAAUGUAACUCAGGAUCAACUGACUAGGAUGUUUGAAACACACCGGACGGUUAAGAAUAAAAGUUUGAGAGUACUUGAAGAAAAUAUUAAACUAGCAGAAGAGCUGGGUUUUAGCCACGAGAAAAUAUUGAAAUGUGGUUAUAUAUUGUCCAACUUUCCAGAUUAUACAAAGGCCACCCUCAGAGAAUAUCCCACUUUGGUAGGCCAGGAUAUGAGGAAAUCAAUGCUUGCAUUUCCCAAACUAAUGAUGACUCCCCCACGUAAAAUCGAUCAGAUGUAUAAAAUCCUGAAGGACCAUGAUAUUCCAGACAGUAUAAUAGCAAGACAAUUGAAUAUUUUCUAUAUGUCAUGUAAGACCAUCGAGGAGAGACUGAAAGAAAUAAAAGGAAUACCAGAUUUGAGAAUUUUCUUUAAUCACCCGGAUUUUCUCCGUUUAGUUGUUUACUUCAAUAAAACAAAAUCGAGACUCAAUUUUUUAAAACAAAUGCCAAUCAAGUGUAGAAGUCCAUCUCUAUUGCAAUCAGGCUCAGACGAAUCAUUUGAAGAUUACUUAAGGGAAGGUAAAGAUGUAAACAAAGUUUGCGACGUCUUGGGUUUCUUGAGAACUAUUUUUCCCGAUGAUCUGGAGCAGAUACAUAACCAAUUGAAGAGGCAUCCAAAAUAUUUGCAAGUUCCCCUGAAGGAAAUGAUGGCAACAUAUGAUUUUUUGAAGGAUAAACACUACAAUGACUCAAGUAUUAUAAAAGUAAUAUGGAUCCUUCUCUAUCCAAUGGAGAAAGUGGAGAAUGCUCUAGUCAAGAUAUUAUGUGAUCAGUACAGAUUUUUUGAUGAAGUAACUAAGUUGAACAUGAUUUUGUAUUUUAUAGAAAGAGAUCAUCAUUUUACUGGAAAUGGAAUAUGGAGCCAUCAAUUUAUUGAAGAUGCAAUUGAAAUGACUUGUCAAUGAAGAUUGAACAAUUUUAUUGUGAGCUGAUAAGUUAGCAUUAAUUUGUAUAGUGAUUAAUGAGAGAAAACUUAAGUAUAAUAAAAUUAUUAAAUUUU
Messenger RNA from Leptinotarsa decemlineata (Colorado potato beetle), 1677 nucleotides. It is a transcript of the gene mTerf5, whose product is annotated as mitochondrial transcription termination factor 5. Lineage: Eukaryota; Metazoa; Arthropoda; Insecta; Coleoptera; Chrysomelidae. The record is from RefSeq and is a predicted model, not a curated record. Gene Ontology annotation, biological process: termination of mitochondrial transcription; regulation of DNA-templated transcription. Gene Ontology annotation, molecular function: double-stranded DNA binding. Gene Ontology annotation, cellular component: mitochondrial matrix.